This is a messenger RNA of Acanthosepion pharaonis, 879 nucleotides long. The record is from the annotation of a GenBank genome assembly. NCBI's taxonomy places the organism in Eukaryota, Metazoa, Mollusca, Cephalopoda, Sepiida, Sepiidae.
AUGUUGAGGCGUCAAAUACGGCUGCGUCGGGAAUAUAUCUAUCGUAAAUCCAUUGAAGAUAAAGAACGAACAAUUCAAGAAAAAAAACAACGCUUGCAGCAAUCAAUUGACAAUAAUGUUCUUAUAACACCAGAAUUGAGGAAAGAUGCCAUCAAACUUCAAGGGAAAAUGGAUUGGGAUACCAGUGGCUGUGAUGGUAUCAUCAAUCACAUGGAUGAUGAAUACAAAUGGGCUGGAGUAGAAGAUCCUCACAUUAUGGUGACAACAUCCAGAGAUCCCAGCUCAAAAUUAAAACAGUUUGCUAAAGAAGUGCGGUUGCUCUUUCCAAACAGCAAGAAGAUCAAUCGUGGUAAUUAUGAAAUUAAACAAUUGAUGGAUGCCUGCCGAGCAAAUAAUGUUACAGAUUUGAUUCUACUUCAUGAGCACAGAGGUGUGCCAGAUGCAAUGACAAUUAGCCACCUGCCUUAUGGACCCACUGCUUAUUUUACUUUAGUGAAUGUCAUCAUGCGACAUGACAUUCCUGAUGUUGGCACUAUGUCUGAAGCUUAUCCACAUCUUAUCUUUCACAAUUUUUCAUCUCGACUUGGAAACCGAGUAAAGAACAUUUUAAAGUAUUUGUAUCCUGUCCCAAAAGAUGAAAGCAAACGAGUGAUCACUUUUUCAAAUUCAGAUGAUUUUAUUUCAUUCAGGCAUCAUGUUUACAAGAAGAAUAUGGAAACAAAGAAAAUAGAACUGACUGAGGUUGGACCACGUUUUGAAUUAAAAUUGUACAAGCUCAUACAAGGAACUGUUGAUAAUGCAGAUACAGCUGAUAUUGAAUGGGUGUUCAGACCGUAUAUGAGAACAGCUGCAAAGAGACAAUUUUUAGCUGGUGACUAA